Stylonychia lemnae is the source of this 831-nucleotide messenger RNA. The record is from the annotation of a GenBank genome assembly. NCBI's taxonomy places the organism in Eukaryota, Ciliophora, Spirotrichea, Sporadotrichida, Oxytrichidae.
AUGGGUUGCAGUUAAUCACAGAACACAGUCACUCCUGUUAAAAGCCUCAAGCCAGGCUAGACUGAUGUCAACAGUGGGAAGAAGGUUAAUAAACUCCUGAGUCGUGAUGAGGUUGAGGAGAUUUGCAAGAAGUAUGGGUUCAAAAUUGAUGCUUAAAAGAUAGAUCUCAGUUUCAAGCACUUGGGUGAUGAUGGAGCGGAAGAGAUUGCUUAGUUCAUAUAGUUUUCAAAGAAUAUCAAGCAUGUCAAUUUAAAAAGUAACAGCUUAGGCAGAGAAGCAGCGGAACAUCUGGGCAGAGCGUUAUAACUUAAUAAAUCACUUGAAAUUCUAGAGUUGUAGAGCAAUGAACUUGGCUACGAAGGUUCCUUAAUACUAUUUCAAGCAUUAAGGACUAAUAAUACCACAUUAAAAGAACUGAAUCUUGAAUUCAAUUCAAUAGGCGAAGAUGGAGGUGUAGCUAUUUCAUAACAGUUGAAUGGCAUGAAGGGUGGUCUGAUUAAGUUAUGUCUAGGAAGCAAUGAUUUGAAGGAUAGAGGAGUUUUAGAGCUAAUAAAGGUAUUAACAUCUCAAGGGUCAAAGAUUCAAGAAGUAAAGUUGCAAUAUAAUGAGGUCACUGAUUCAGCAGGAGAUUCCUUGUGCGUAUUAUUUGAAGGUCUCUUCACUCCUUUGGGGGCCUCAAUGAAGAAAACUAUGACUUAGAAAGAAAAGGAGAAACUUCUAGCCUAAAUACCUAUUAAAAGAAUAGAUCUGUCAAUGAACUAGUUCUCUAGCAAACUUGAGAUGAGGUUAGAAAAAGCUCUAGAAGCUACUAUGCUAAGCUACAAAUUAUGA